Molecule: messenger RNA, 1737 nt
Organism: Eremomyces bilateralis CBS 781.70
Lineage: Eukaryota; Fungi; Ascomycota; Dothideomycetes; Eremomycetales; Eremomycetaceae
Exons: 6
Coding region: 185-1567 (460 amino acids)
Source: RefSeq, a predicted model, not a curated record
GUCCGAUCGACAAUGCGCAGCGGGUAUGCCUUGGCCACUCUCUCGCCAGCGCCCGGGGUCGAGAGGUUUAUAUGUACCAGCCUCCUGACCCUCGAACGCCGAUAUCCCGUGUGCACCUGUCUAUCCCAUCCGGAAAUUUCACUCGUUUUUCUGUUUUCUUGAAAGUUCUCGUCCUUCAUUCGCCAUGUUGCACGCCACCACUCUCUUGUUGCUGCCUUUGGCAGCGAUUGCUGCACCACUCGAGUCCAGGCAGCACGAUCACGGGGCGGCCACUGGCGGCACUGGUGCCACCGGAGGUGCUGCGGGUGCUGGAUCUGCUGGAGCUGCUGGAGGAAGCAGCGGCCUCGCUGGACUACUUGGAGGAUCUGGAGGCGAGGGCGGAAGCAGUGGCCUCGCUGGACUUUUUGGAAAAGGCAGCGGCUCAGGUGGCAGCGGUGGUCUCGCCGGACUACUUGGGGGUGGGUCCAAUGGAUCCAGUCCCUUCGCUGGUUUGUUCGGUGGAGGCGAUCCCUUGACGCCAUUCAAGACGUACGAAUUGGAGCCCAAGAUUCGAAAGGACGCCAAGCGUGUCAAGUAUGCAUGGGGCCCGUAUGAGCUGCUCGGUGCUAGUGCGGACAAACCCGCUGGAAGCUUCUCCAUGGAUCCAAAUGGUCAAUCGUUCAUGUCCUCAGUGACUGGAGUUGCCGGUCCAGCUGCAGUAUUGGCUGGCAAGGUUGGCUUGAUGUAUGAAGAUGGCUGUGAGGCGAACAUUGAGACUGGGAUUUACACCCAUCACAUCCUCACCCGGGCAACGGGCAAGAAAGAUGUUCCUUUCGUUGGCCGAUGCCCGACCGAGGAUGGCAAGCCGGCUAACUCAAGCUCUGGCUUAUCCAGCCUCCUUGCCGGCCUCAAUAUCGGGAGCGGCUUCAUCGGCGCUGGAGAAGACAAUGGCAAUGAGCCGAACAUGUACACGAAUAGUGACGGAACCUAUCCGUCCGCGUUCAACAUUGCUGCCGGGGAGAAAUUCAGUGCCCAGCUUGACCUAGUCAACUACAAGGAGACCACACAAAAGCUUUACAUAACCUUCGAUAUUGAGUAUCUUGAGGGUUCGGCCGAAAACGAUGCAACCUCGGCCCUACUGAGUGUUACAGGCUGUGGGGCUGACCCGAUUGCCACGAGCAAAGACGGCCCGGCGUCCACCAAGAGCAAGAAAUGGGGCAUUCUUUCCGACGGAUACAUCGUCUCCGCCAAGGGCCAUCUUCACGACGGAGGUGAUAAGAUGGUGUUAUUCCUCAAUGAUAAGGAAGUCUGCACAUCCGAAGCCAUCUACGGUGGCGCUGGAGGCACCACCACGAUCAAUGGGAAGGAAUGGGAAAUGCUCAAUGGCAUGAGCCAGUGUAGCAACUCCAUCGCCGUCAAGGCAGGCGACUAUAUCUCCAUGGAAGCUUUCUACGAUCUUGCCAAGCACCCCCUUCGCGAGGACCAAGGUGGCGCGGGGCAUGACGAUGGACACAGCUUGGGCAUCAUGGGAAUGUUCUCGCUUUCGUAUGCUGCAGGUGGCGCAUCGUCCAACUCGACCGCAGCGUGAACGGCUGGCUAGUUGUAGGAGUUGGGAGCGCGUCUUGUGUUCCAGUGUGAAGCAGCAGGCCUUCGAAUCUGAUAGAAUGCUUUUGAUCUUAAAUAUAGGCUCUCGAGGCUGGGUGUGAUCAACCACUAUUAGUGCAGUACAGAGUGCGCUAUAUUAUUAUGUCUGCCUCG